AUGGCAAACUCUGAUUUACAGCAACUUUGGAAUACCUCAUGGACGCUGCACCGUCUAUCUCCACUUCACCAUGGGAAAGAAUUCCAGUCCCUUCUUGGCAAUCAGGCCGCCCUGAGAACUUAUGCUAGCAGAUUAAGGGUUCACCUUACAGGGGAUCUGUUUACCAGUGCUCAGGCUCCUUUAAGUGCAGCUGGCGCUGUUGAUGAUGAUGUCCUUUCCAGAACCGGAUCUCUCAGAGACUGCGUCUGGGAAACGUUAUCGGCACCCUUCACAGAGGCUACCUCGGAGAAACUCUCUGGAAUACUGGUCACUCUAGAGUAUGAAAACAUCACCUACAAAGCUGCUCUUCUUGCAGCACAAGAUGGCCGUCGCACCUCGGCGAGGCGGAAACAGUCCACUCAGCUCCCGCUACUACUGACGCGGUUCCCUACUCCCCUGCGGCAGACCUUCAUGUCUUUCUUGUCUGCUAAUUUUGACACUUACUGCUCUGUUCUUCGCUUACCCUCGACUUUCAUGUGUACGGCCCUAGAGAUGUACAUCGACAUUCUGAUGGGGGGAGACCAUGAAGAACCUUCCGACACUCAUCGGAUGUUCGAAGGUACCAUCAAGGAAACGCAGCUUACCUUGUCCUUUUCGCCGCCCGUUGCGCCGGCUCUGAGAUCUCUCAACGUCAAUAUUCCUCGUGGCUCCUUCACGGAGUUUGUGCGUGGAAGUAAUCUAGACGCCGAGUUGACUCACCGGAAGAAUUCUGUCUUAUCAGGCCUGUCCACCUACCUAGAGAAGCACUUGGCAAUCAAGCUGAACCUGGGAGAUCUGGCGAGCGGCCACCAUUCGGUCAAUCAACCCGUGCGUCUGACUAAAAUCGCAUGUGGCAGCUUCGUCCUAGGCGGCGAAGGUAAAAUGAAGCUGGUCGCACCGUCGGGACAAGCUAGCUCUGAAGAUGGUGCUGCAGCAGCUCGUGAGAGCAGAGACCGUCUGCUAUUGCGGGCGAAUGAGGAACUGCUUCAAGCUGUUAUACGUCGAGCUGCUAUGGGCGGUGAUGAGCAGACAUGA
Molecule: messenger RNA, 1053 nt
Organism: Aspergillus pseudoviridinutans
Lineage: Eukaryota; Fungi; Ascomycota; Eurotiomycetes; Eurotiales; Aspergillaceae
Exons: 1
Coding region: 1-1053 (350 amino acids)
Source: RefSeq, a predicted model, not a curated record